AUGCGCUCCUCGCUGCUGGUGGCGUGCUACGGCGCCGACCCGCACUGCUACGAGACGCGCCGCUUCUGCUGGGUGUCGGUGGAGCGCGGCAUGCUGCUGUCCUUCCUGCUGCCCGUCGGCGCCCUCAUCGUGGCCAACACGUGGGCGAGCGUGUGCUCGCUGCGGCAGCUGUCGCCCCCGUCGUCGCCGGCCAAGGGCGGCGCGGGGGCGUACGGGGCCGGCGGCGGGGAGGCGGGCGGGAUGCCGCUGCCGCUGCUGCUGGCGGCGUCCGCCUUGCGGCCGCGCCUCCGCCGCCCCGGCCCGGGCCCGGCGCCGCCGCCGCCGGCCCCGCCGCCCCCGGCCCGAGGAGCGCGCGCCCGCCCCGCACGCGGCGCCGGCCGCCCGACCCUGCUGCCGCUCCUUCGCGUGCACUGGUUUCCUGGCCGUGCUUCGCCCUGGAAACGCCGGCCUCGCUCGCGCUGCCCGCCGCCGACCCAUGCUAACAUCUUACUUUUCCGUUUCACGGGAUAA
Messenger RNA from Gryllus bimaculatus (two-spotted cricket), 510 nucleotides. The record is from the annotation of a GenBank genome assembly. Lineage: Eukaryota; Metazoa; Arthropoda; Insecta; Orthoptera; Gryllidae.